UGAGCGCGUGGUGUACCGCGCGGUGCCGGCAGACUUCUUCGGCGCUGCCGCUCCCUAACAGCCCUUGCCCCGACGGUCCGCCACAGGCUACACGGGGGAUCUUUGUCUUUUGCCUCGCAGCUACAACAGCCUGCGCGAGGUGAACGCCUCUCGACUGGCGACGACGCCGCACCUGCAGAUGCUGCUCCUGCACGGCAACCGCAUCCACGCCCUGCCCGGCGAGGGCUUCCCGGCCCUGCCAGCCCUGCAGGUGCUGAAGCUCAGCCACAACGAGCUGACGACCGUAGGCCCGAGAGCCUUCGCUCGCCUGCCCUCCCUAUCCCGCCUCCACCUGGAUCACAACCGGCUGGAGCGCCUGGCUCCCGGCGCCAUGGCGGGCCUCCUGGGCCUGCGCUACCUCCACCUGCAGGGAAACCGCCUGCACCACCUCGGGCCCUCGUCCGUGGCCUCGGGCCUGGCCCUCGGCCGCUUCCCCGCGUCCCCGCUGCGCGUCCUGCACCUGGCCGACAACCGGCUGGCGUCGCUGCCGCGGGCGACGCUGGCCGCGCUCGGGGCCGUGCGGAGCGCCUCGUUGCACUCCAACCCCUGGGCCUGCGACUGCCACCUGCGCCCCCUGUGGGCCUGGGUUCGAUCCCAA
This is a messenger RNA of Petromyzon marinus (sea lamprey), 637 nucleotides long. The record is from RefSeq and is a predicted model, not a curated record. NCBI's taxonomy places the organism in Eukaryota, Metazoa, Chordata, Hyperoartia, Petromyzontiformes, Petromyzontidae.